AAAGCUGACAUCCGAAGGCUGGGCAAAUACUUGGGAUUCCGCUUCCGUUUCAAACGGGGGAAACUUUCGCAGAAUCCGAAAAUACAUAGCCGCAAGUGAUCUGAUUUAUAAUCCAAAUCAGAGUACACCCCAGCGAUGGCUACUUCACCGCAGAAAUCUCCGUCUUCGCCCAAAUCUCCGACUCCUAAAUCGCCACCUUCGAGAAAGAAGGAUGACUCGUUUCUUGGGAAACUUGGAGGAACUUUGGCGAGAAGAAAGAAAGCUAAGGAAGUGUCUGAACUCCAGGAGGAAGGGAUGAACGCCAUCAACCUGCCCUUGAGUCCAAUCCCCUUCGAGCUGGACCCCGAGGACACCCUACUGGAGGAGAACGAAGUCCGCACCAUGGUUGACCCGAACUCCAGGAACGACCCCAAACUGCAGGAACUGAUGAAGGUCCUGAUAGACUGGAUCAACGAUGUGCUGGUGGGGGAAAGAAUCAUAGUCAAGGACCUGGCUGAGGACCUCUAUGAUGGGCAGGUCCUGCAGAAGCUCUUUGAGAAGCUUGAGGGAGAGAAGCUGAAUGUCGCGGAGGUGACGCAGUCUGAGAUAGCUCAGAAGCAGAAGCUGCAGACUGUUCUAGAGAAGAUCAACGACACCCUGAAGAUCUCCACCAGAAACAUUAAAUGGAACGUCGACUCGAUUCAUGCUAAGAGCACGGUGGCUAUUCUUCACCUGUUGGUGGCGCUGUCUCAGCACUUUCGAGCCCCGAUCAGGCUACCGGAUCACGUGUCCAUUCAAGUUGUCGUGGUCCAGAAACGUGAGGGAAUUCUGCAGUCCCGACAGGUCCAGGAGGAGAUCACUGGGAACACAGAGGCUUUAUCUGGAAGACAUGAGCGAGAUGCCUUUGAUACUCUGUUUGACCACGCCCCAGACAAACUCAACGUUGUGAAAAAGACUUUGAUCACCUUUGUGAACAAGCACUUAAACAAGCUGAACUUGGAAGUUUCUGAACUGGACACACAGUUUGCCGAUGGUGUUUAUCUGGUACUGCUGAUGGGAUUACUGGAGGGCUAUUUCGUUCCCCUCUACAACUUCUUCCUCACCCCAGAAAACUUUGAACAGAAGGUGCACAAUGUGUCGUUCUCCUUUGAGCUGAUGCAGGACGGGGGUCUGGAGAGGCCCAAGCCCAGGCCUGAGGAUAUCGUGAACUGUGAUUUGAAGUCCACACUGAGGGUGCUCUACAACCUCUUCACUAAAUACCGGAAUGUGGAAUAGGUGGCACACAAUAUGGCGUGCCCGACGUUGCCAGGGCAACAAGCCUUGUCACUCACCCGCUUCUGCAGGCCUCACCAUUUCUAGACCCACUGACUACACGCAUAGAAGACUGUCAAUCGGAUAUCAGUUAGCAUCCAUCUACCUUGAGUGUGUUCACUGAGAUCCUGCGCUGUUAUGUUGGGGGUUGGGCAAACUUUCUGGUAAUCUUAUUUCAGUUUCACACACCCAGCUUAUGUAAAGCAGAAUAAAGGGAACCCCCCAACCCCAUGAGGGAGUCUGUACCAAACAUGGUACAGCAGUGUGCUUUAAAACAAAGCACUUCACAAGCAAAUAAUAAUUAUUUAAAUUGUAUAAAUACAAAUGCUUUUAUUUUUAAUGUGGGCGGCGGUGGGGGGGGGGCACAGGAAGGGAGCAAUUUGAUAAAAAACUGCUUUAUCAUGGUUUUUUUAUAUUUCCAAGAUGGCAAAACUAGCCACUGUAACAAUCAAUAAAAUUGCACAAGUACAUUAUUUAGCUAUAUAGCAGAAAAGUGCAUAUAGGUAAAGUUGUAUAAACUAUACAGUCAUUGUAUAAUCAGUGGAGGACCUUUUUGAACACUCUCAAUUGUACACUGUUUAUUCUAUUAGUAGGUAGCCUUUACACUUGGAAAUCUCUCCACAGCUGUAACGGGUAACUUGCAUGUAUUAAUACACAACUAGCCCUGCUUGUUGACUGUUAACCAUUACUACAGUACUGCCAAAAUGUUUAUAACGAAUGAGGUGUAAGUCUUAAAACAAUGAAAUGGCUUGGAGCAAGCAAAAUCUUGCGCUUAAGUUUUCAUUAAUUUGUUUUCAUUCAGCAUAUACUGAUGUGUACCAUUUUUUAUACAGAGAUGAAAUGUCAACUUUUUUUGGUUACGCUUUUGCUGCCGUUUUAGCGAAUAUGAAAUCCACAAAGCUAUCUUAAAUGUAUUUUUAAAAUAUUAUUUCAUAAAUAUAUCUGAAUCUGAUGUUUGUUUUAA
Molecule: messenger RNA, 2254 nt
Organism: Paramormyrops kingsleyae
Lineage: Eukaryota; Metazoa; Chordata; Actinopteri; Osteoglossiformes; Mormyridae
Gene: parvab
Product: parvin, alpha b
Biological process (GO): establishment or maintenance of cell polarity regulating cell shape; cilium assembly; actin cytoskeleton organization
Cellular component (GO): actin cytoskeleton; cytoplasm; focal adhesion
Molecular function (GO): actin binding
Source: RefSeq, a predicted model, not a curated record